Messenger RNA from Paramormyrops kingsleyae, 2143 nucleotides. Lineage: Eukaryota; Metazoa; Chordata; Actinopteri; Osteoglossiformes; Mormyridae. The record is from RefSeq and is a predicted model, not a curated record.
AAUGUAAUUACUGUAAUGUAUAAUUACUGUUUUAUUUAUGUAUCUGUUUUUAAAUAAAAUAUUUGUAGCUGUAAAUAUGAGGUUUUUGAUUAUUUGAGAUUCACUUGGAGGGAGAUAAGCGUCUUAGGUGUAUUUUUUUAUGUAUUAUUUUUUGGAAAAUUCCAAUAUCAGCAUUUGUUUCCAACAUGAAGUGAUCCCAGGGAUUGUGCGAAUGACAGAGACGUCACCAGCACCACAGCUGCUAUGCUGCUUCCUGAAUUCACUUCGCUUUGUUCUUCUUGAAUGUGAGAUUUUGAUUGGUGGGCGCAUGUCUGCUAAAGCGCAGAGUCCCCUCCCCAUCUGCUGCGUCCUCCUCACUGGAGCUGCCACUGAAGCGAUGCUGAUCUCACUGAAACCAAGUCGCAUUCCUAUGCCCCAAAGUGCAAAAAUCUCACCUGGCUGGAAGUGAGGUGUGCAGCAGUGGGAGCUGGGUGGGUCGGUGCGAUAGCUCCGCCCACUGAGUAGUCGCUAGGUAAAAGGUCCCCGGCUGGCGGCUGAGAUUUGGCUCUCCGCUGCAGCUGAAGGGCCUCGCCUGACGUCCCUGCCCGCAGUGACCUGAGCGGCCGGCGGGCAUUACGAUGGUGUCCAUGGGCAGGCAGGUGCUGGGCCUCGCCCUGGGCAUUUUCGGCUGUUUCGGAACCAUCGCCGCGUGUGCUUUGCCGAUGUGGAAAGUGACAGCCUUCGUCGGGGCCAACAUCGUGGUGGCGCAGGUCAUCUGGGAGGGCAUCUGGAUGACCUGCGUGGUGCAGAGCACCGGGCAGAUGCAGUGUAAGGUCUACGACUCCAUGCUGGCUCUGCCGCGGGAUCUGCAGGCGGCCCGCGCCCUCACCGUCGUCUCCAUCCUGGUGGGCGUCAUCGGCAUCCUGCUGGCCUUCUUCGUCGGGAAGUGGUCCACCGUGGUGAGAGACGAGAUCUCGCAGGCCAAACUGGCCAUCGUGAGCGGCGUCCUGCUGGUCGCGGCCGGGGUCCUCUGCCUGGUCCCUGUGUGCUGGUCGACCCACACCAUCAUCCGGAAUUUCUACAACCCGCUGUUAAGCAACGCUCAGCGGAGGGAGCUGGGCCCGUGUCUCUACAUAGGCUGGGGGGCCGCCACUCUUCAUAUCUUUGGGGGGACUCUUCUCUGUAGCUCAUGUCCGCCCCACGAUGAAACACGGUAUAAUAUUGGUGAGCCCCCAUUCAAUUCCUACUUUCCUGGGAGGGACGCCCACAGAUACAGGUGAAGCGACAUUAUAUCAGCAAUUAGCACCUCUGUUUAAUUGUAGAACAAAGUAUAUAGCAUUACAUUUCCUUGUGAUGUGGAAAAAAGAGAGAGAGAGAGAGAGAGACAGAAGCCCCUCCUGGUCACUGGCAACCCUGGAGAGGCGCUUCAAUAGUUUAAAUGUUAAAUCUAACGAUAGCUGAAAUCAUGUUAUUAUGUGAUGUGACACUGCAGAAUCUGAGAACAUUUCAUUGUUAAGACUGAAUUAUAUUCACUUGUAUAAUUUUUUUGUUGCAGCAUUUUUCAAAGUGGUCAUGCAUUUCAAAUGUGUUUGAUUAUGCAGUUGUAUGUCAUUGUUGGAUGGAUGGAUGGAUUUUUGUGAUGCAAAUUCAACUAUUAACAUUUCUUAUCGUGCUGCUGAUAUUUUUCCAAGCUUCUACAAUCAGCCACCCUGUAUUUUGCAAUCUUGCAUUAUUUUAAUAAAAGGUCUUGCCUAUUACCCAGUCGCCCCGUGUCUGUUGCGCAAUUAUCAGCGCUGCGGCUGGUCUGGGGUCAGUCGUAGACAGCCCCCUGUCCAGCUCAGCAUUACCCUAUUAAUGGUGAUUAUAUUUCACUGGGGGUGGUGUGGGUUAAACAUUUCCGUGGGUGAGGAAUGAUUAAAUUGGGCUUCAGACCGGAAUUUGCCACUUGAGCGAAUUACGCAGAACAAUUUGGAAGGGAGGUAUAUUUUCAAAGGGGAUGGUUUUUGUAAUUUCUUUCCCGCGGGGGUGGAGUCCACGUGCACGCCAUUACAGCUCGAGCCGCGAUUAUAACCCCGUGGAUAAAAUAUCUUCAUCUGGUGUAACAUUCACUGCACCAUUUAGCUGCCCAUGAAAAGGCCUUUACUCCAAGGAACAAACGUACACC